CCCCAUAAGGAUGUGUAAUGGUAUCGUCCGUGGACCAUCGGCGCAAACAUGGCGGCUUCGAAAUGGAUGGAAGGCAUUUGAAAAAAAUGAAAUGAUCUCACUUCGGUGUUAUUGUUCUCGGUUUCAGCGACGGAAAGACAUAGUCCUGAGGCAUGUCUCCUUUGAAGGAGGAUAUCAAGAAAGAGGAAAAUGACCAGCCCAUGUCAGAAAUCUCUGGUCCUCUAACGAGCAAGCCAGCAUUAUCUCCUGAAGGAAGUGUAUUAGAAGCAUCAAUGCAGUGCCCACAAGAGAACAUGACACCAAGCAGUGACCAAGCAGAUCUUCUAAAACGUGUUAGUUUUAUCGACUCCUUUUGCUCUGAUGUACCUGCCAAAGCUGCCUUUGUUAAUGGAUCAGCUUCACCCAGCAUUUCACAAGAAAAGAUAUCGGACAUCUCCAAAAAUGUACCAGGAUUGCUGCCUAAGUCAAUACGCACACAAAAUUCUAACAACACAACAACUGUUCAGUUAGAAGACCACGAUCUACUUGGAAAAGAUGGAGAAAUGUCUAUAAGGCAGAUGGUAACGGCUAAAGACGUGGAAAACCGGGGCAUAUGGGGCUUUGAUGCGGAUUCUCCCGUAAAUUCAUUGGACAGUUAUGAUGAUAGUAAUGAACUUGAGUGGAAUCCUCAGAAAGAGUUUAUGAAGUUUCUGAUGGAGGAUCAGGAUUGUUCUGAAAUGGAGGCUAAAAUACCUGCUUCGUCAUCUAGAAGGAAGUGUAAAUUGGACAAGAUGGUGAUGGUAAAUCCCCCAGAAAUCUCAAAAAAUGAUCACAUUGGAGAGGCAAGCAAAAAAGAAGCAGAACCUCAAUCCAAAAUGCAUUCACCAAAAUCAAACAAGUCCCAGUACUCGAACGGAACAGCAGUGGCCUUCAGAAAACUUUUACAGAAACCAGCAAAAAUCGGGAAGAAUAGUCAAAAGCCUGGAUAUGUUCAAGAAAAUCCGUCUAGAGACUCUGGCUCGGAGGACGAGCCUACGUUAUUUCUCGGCAAUAGCAGUUUUAAAGACAAAUCUCAUUCGCAAACGCACACAAAAAACUGUUCGAAACAAAAGCCAUUCAUAUGCAAAGAGUGUGGAAAAGACUUUUAUAAUCACACUUCGCUUUUGAAACACAUAACUGUUCAUCAGACAAAAAGGCAUCGGUUUGUCGAGGGAAUUACAGAAACAGAUGAAAUAACAAACGAGGGCAAAGACGCAAGGUUACAGUGUCCACAAUGCACUUUUGGAACCAACUGCCCCAAUACCUUCGUCCAGCAUGCAAAAACGCACGAGAAAGACAAGCGGUAUUAUCCCUGUCAAAAGUGUAACUUCUUGGCAGCAAGUAAAAAUGAGCUAAUCACUCAUAUGCUUAGCAAGCAUCCUGUCACCGAUGCUCAGCGUACGAUAAUCGGAAGACAAGAUUUACUACAGGGACAAAAAUUUGGUAAGUCAGAUAAAAAGCUAAAAUUGGUAAAGAAUCACAAAUCUUCGGACAAAGAUUUGCUGUUAUUAGCUGACUCAGAAAACAGCAACUGUUCGUCUUCAUCCGAGAGUGAAGCGCAACAAUCUUUAAACCCCGAAGACUCGAACGGCGUUUUACAAAAGGAUAAACCAAAAUCAAAAGACACGGCAGAUGAUAAACUGGACAAAAGUGAAUCGAAACUUGACAAAUCCAUUCACACGCUGAUUUCCCGGAAGAGGAAUUGUGACUCAGAAAGCAGUUCUGCUCCAAAUUUUAACAAAGUUGGUGUUGGGGCUGGGAGUCCAGACCUCGGUCAAUGCUGCAGUAAUGAUUUCCUCAAUCCAGAAGAGGACUCGCCAUCCCCUGCCAAGUACAAGGGGAAACUAUUUGCACUAAAGGACGACGAGUCGGUUUUCACUCUAAAAUCCGAUGCCGUCGGUCAAGGGUUCAGCUGUAAUAACGACCGUUCUAAAGGAGAAAACUCAAGCACUAACCACAAACACAUACCCUCUGAGAAGCAGACCUUGAAGAAGUCCCCGUCCAAAAGAAAAAUGUCCACUCCGUUCCACAACCUACAAGGCCAAGAUAUUCUGAUUGAUUUUCCCAAAUGCAGGCAAAUUUUCCAGAAAAACUCCAGUCUCUACCUUAUUAAACAAUGUGGUUCUAAAGAUGACUCACAUAUCAGCAACAACACCUUUGGAAGCUCAAAGGCCUCGUGUGACCUCUCCAAGCAAGAGCCGGGUUUGUCGCAGACUGUUUCUAUCAAAGAAGAAUGUAUGGAAAGAGAAGUGUCUGGCGAUACCAACGAAUCAGGUUCUGCGGUGAAAAACGGUGGCUUUAAGGUCAACCUAAAGUCUUGCCCGUACUGCCCAGCUGUGUUUCAGUCAGGGAUCGGUCUGUCCAACCAUAUACGAGGGCAUCUGCACAGAGUGGGCGUCAGUUAUAAAGCACGUCAUGUUGUAUCUGUAGCCCAAGUGGCUUCUCAAGAUAAAGUUCCUCCUGUUCGGCGUAGGAUGACAGCGAUACCUCAAAUUAAGACAGAGGUUGAUUUGCCGUCGGCCAAACCGGCUUCAGAGCCAAAAUCAGAACUCACAUGCCCGCUAUGUAGAGAGUGGUUCGACACCAAGACCGGAUUAUCCAAUCACGUUCGGGGCCAUCUUAAAAGGCUGAAGAAGCCAUGCUCUACAUCUACGAUCAAAUCGCCUGUGAUCAUCCUGAAGCAGCUGAUGCGUGAUAAAAAGCAGUUCCAGAUUAAAUUGCAGGCCCUUAAAAAGAAGUGCCGCUCGAGGAACUCUUUAUAUCCCUUCCAAUUUAGUAACGGUCUCAUCAUUUCAACGGCAAAAGUGCAGCGUUUUGCACAAGGCAGCAAGCGACAUGGACACGUUUCCUCUAGAUCUGCGGAGGAAAAGAAAAGGACAGAGAAUAAUAAAGAUGCAAUGAAAGGAUCGCCAUCGAGCGAUCUGAUAGGAAUUCUAAAAAAGAGGCGAGCUCACGAGGAGGCCAAAGUUAAAACCCUUCCCCAAACUGCGAGAAAAGCUUUUCUUGGUAACUCCAUUAAAGAGCGUGAUGCAUCAGCACAACUCCCAAACUCCGUAUCAGAGAAAAGCGAAUUAAACAGAAAGGUUUGCGUUCACUGUAACGCGACUUUCCACAGCGGAGUUAGCCUCUCCAAUCACUUGCGAGCUUACGCACGGCGAAAAAGAAAUGCACUUUUGGAAGGAACAACUUAUGACUGUAAAAGGAAGCAGAGGUCACGGUCUGGGUCAAAGAAGAAAACUUAUCCGUUGCUACACACACCGGAGGAAAUUUAUAGACUCACCUGCAGGUUUUGUGAUCUGGUCUUCCAGGGCCCUCUGUCUGUGCAGGAGGACUGGGUGAAGCAUUUACAGAGACACAUCAUGAACACAGCCGUGCCGCACACAGGCGCAGCCAUGGUGGAGGUCACAUGCUUUCCUGAAGACACAAACGCACACACGCCCCCGCAGACGUCCUCGUAAAGCCGGACGACUCGAGCGACGUUUACGACUUUUUUUGUUUGUUUUUACCUCCGCUGGAGUUUCUACGUAUUGAGUAACAAGUCGAUGAAUUUUUCCAGUCAUCAGCUCGUGGUGACGUUCAGCUCUUUAACACGACCGUUUUUAUAUAGCGUUACAUCAUCCUGGUAUUUUAUAGGACUCCUUUACUGAUGAUAUUCUGAUUUCAGUGGCGACCAAGACACCAAAACACAACUGUUACCUCAGACGCUUGACAUACGGUGGGUUUUAUUUAAGGAAUUAAAAAAAAAAAAGCGCUACAAAACCUGUAUAAAUUUUUAUGUGGUUACUUUUUUUAAAAAUUCUGAAUUUUGAACCCAGUUUAAGCCUUUUAGCCCUUAAACCUGUCCAAUACGUAUGGUACAAAAGUAUAAAAAUAAAUAGUAGAUAUAUUUCAAUAUUACUUUUUUUUUUUUUUUUUUUUUUUUAUUAAUGUGAAAUAAUUUAGUGAGUUGUAACUAGACGCGUGAUGAUGAUCACAGAAGCUGCCGGAUAUUUGAUCACGAUUCAUGAUGAUAUCCCUACAUUCCUAGUUAUGACUCCAAAGGUUUUUUAUUUUUAUUUUUAUUUUUUAUGUUCAUCAUCAUCAUCAUCAUCAUGACGACUCUGUAACUGAAUCUUGUGCUGGGGGGAAAAAAUGCUGUCAAUUGUUACUCAUGUUCAAUUAUUUUUACUGUUAUUUUUUUAUGAACAAUUUUAAAUAAUUUAUGUUGAAAUGUAAAUGUUGAAAGAUUUCCUUUUUUUGUCGUGAGGAAUAAAAAGAAUUUUUUGA
Tachysurus vachellii is the source of this 4284-nucleotide messenger RNA. RefSeq names its product zinc finger protein 644a (gene znf644a). The coding region runs from base 153 to 3476 and encodes 1107 amino acids. Gene Ontology annotation, biological process: regulation of transcription by RNA polymerase II. NCBI's taxonomy places the organism in Eukaryota, Metazoa, Chordata, Actinopteri, Siluriformes, Bagridae. The transcript has 6 exons. Gene Ontology annotation, molecular function: RNA polymerase II cis-regulatory region sequence-specific DNA binding; DNA-binding transcription factor activity, RNA polymerase II-specific. The record is from RefSeq and is a predicted model, not a curated record. Gene Ontology annotation, cellular component: nucleus.